Linum tenue is the source of this 276-nucleotide messenger RNA. NCBI's taxonomy places the organism in Eukaryota, Viridiplantae, Streptophyta, Magnoliopsida, Malpighiales, Linaceae. The record is from the annotation of a GenBank genome assembly.
AUGGCGGCUGCCACUAGCAGUUCUUGUUCUUCCCCUGUUUUCGUGGUGGCAGCAAUUACUCUGUUUUUGCUCGUUGCUUCUUGCUCUGCCACAAGACCAGGUGCCGUUCUGAUAAUGAAGGAAGGCCCCAAAUCCCCAGAAGACGGAAGGAAGCAUUACCUGACUGCGUUUCAGUACGAGGGCCAGGCGGCGGCGGCGGCGUUCAAUUUCUUGCCGAAAGGUGUCCCGAUCCCGCCUUCCGGCCCUUCCAAGAGGCACAACUCCAUCGAGAAUUGA